UUACACGUGCCUAUGAUCAUCAAAAUGGAGGAGAUUGGAGUAGUUGUGAACAAAGAAGAAACGCAGAUCCCCAGCCCCGAGUCCAGGCCGGGGACGGGUCUGUCCAGCACCGUCAGUGAGAAGGACACGUCAGAGGACCUGUACACAAGGUACAAGAAGCUGCAGCGUCAGCUGGAGUUCCUUGAGGUCCAGGAGGAGUACAUCAAGGAUGAACAGCGCAACUUGAAGAAGGAGUACCUCCAUGCCCAGGAGGAGGUCAAACGUAUCCAGAGUGUUCCACUUGUCAUAGGUCAGUUCCUGGAGGCUGUUGACCAGAACACAGGGAUUGUGGGAUCCACCACGGGAUCCAACUACUACGUGCGGAUCCUGAGUACGAUAGACCGCGAGCUGCUGAAACCCAGUUCGUCGGUGGCUCUCCACAAGCACAGUAAUGCCCUGGUGGAUGUGCUGCCCCCCGAGGCAGACUCCAGUAUCACCAUGCUGUCUGCUGAGGAGAAACCUGAUGUAGCCUACUCAGAUAUUGGUGGGAUGGACAUGCAGAAGCAGGAGAUCCGUGAGGCAGUGGAACUGCCACUCACGCACUUCGACCUCUACCAGCAGAUCGGCAUCGACCCACCACGGGGGGUCCUGAUGUACGGGCCGCCUGGGUGUGGGAAAACCAUGCUGGCCAAGGCUGUGGCUCAUCACACCACUGCUUCUUUCAUCAGGGUUGUCGGUUCUGAAUUUGUACAAAAGUACCUUGGAGAAGGCCCCAGAAUGGUACGAGAUGUCUUCCGGUUAGCCAAGGAGAACGCACCUGCCAUCAUCUUCAUUGACGAGAUUGAUGCUAUAGCAACCAAGAGAUUUGAUGCACAGACAGGAGCUGAUCGUGAGGUCCAGCGAAUCCUGCUGGAGCUGCUGAACCAGAUGGACGGAUUUGACCAGACGGUCAACGUCAAAGUCAUCAUGGCCACCAACCGAGCAGACACGCUGGACCCUGCCCUGCUGCGGCCGGGUCGUCUGGACAGGAAGAUCGAGUUCCUGCCUGACAGGAGACAGAAACGACUCAUCUUCCAGACCAUCACCAGUAAGAUGAACAUGUCUGAGGAAGUGGACCUGGAGGACUACGUGGCCAGACCUGACAGGAUCAGUGGGGCUGACAUUAACUCCAUCGUGCAGGAAGCAGGAAUGCUGGCAGUGCGAGAGAACCGCUACAUCGUGCUGGCCAAGGACUUUGAGAAGGCGUACAAGACAGCGAUCAAGAAGGACGAGACAGAACACGAGUUCUACAAGUAGUGUGUGGCACAGACCCCUCCCCUUGUGUUGUGCCUUCCAGUGCUGAUGCUUCCCCCCCCCACUAUCCUCCGUGGACAUGCUGUAAAACUGUCAAAUGAAAAUAUAAAAAGACUAACACACAGGAAACCAAUACUACCUAACACAUGUUGUCUCUGAGGUUUGUCCACUUUGUCUUUCUGUUGACAUCAGUCCCUCUCCCCAUAAAAACAAUACUGUAACCAAAAGUAAAUACUGUACUGUAGUCUGUACAGAUUUCAGAGUUUGAUACAUUCUGGAAACAUCACAAGGAGGGGCUAACUCUGUCAGCUAUAUCAGUUCUUGUACUAGAAGGUCCUCACUAAGCUAUAGAUAUUGAUACGAUGUACUUCAUAUUGAAUAAAUGCAUACAACAAAGAA
Messenger RNA from Branchiostoma belcheri (Belcher's lancelet), 1671 nucleotides. RefSeq names its product 26S protease regulatory subunit 6B-like. Gene Ontology annotation, molecular function: ATP hydrolysis activity; ATP binding; proteasome-activating activity. Gene Ontology annotation, cellular component: proteasome regulatory particle, base subcomplex. Gene Ontology annotation, biological process: proteasome-mediated ubiquitin-dependent protein catabolic process. Lineage: Eukaryota; Metazoa; Chordata; Leptocardii; Amphioxiformes; Branchiostomatidae. The record is from RefSeq and is a predicted model, not a curated record.